This is a messenger RNA of Schistosoma turkestanicum, 1191 nucleotides long. The record is from the annotation of a GenBank genome assembly. NCBI's taxonomy places the organism in Eukaryota, Metazoa, Platyhelminthes, Trematoda, Strigeidida, Schistosomatidae.
AUGUUAAAAGACUUAACGAUUGCAAAAUUGACCACAAUAUUGGACACUUCUUAUAUACCAGUCCUGACAAAUGCCUCAGGUAAUUUGAGUCAAAUAGCUUUAGGAAAUAAUAUACCUUUACCCAUCAGACAACCACAAUUUGCUCAAGUUGCUUCAUUGUCAACAAAUACUACAUUAUCGCCACAACCAUCAACUCAACAUCAACAAACACAAUCCAAUUGCACUGGAACUAAUGAAAAUACAUGUGGUCAAUCUGAUCAACAGAGUACAAUGCAAACUUCUAAUACUCAAAGUGAUCCAAAUUCAAUACCACCUGAUGUGACUAGAAAUAUUAGUACAGUUGGUCGACGACCUGGACCUCCACCACCAGCACCUGAACGUAGAGAUAGUGUUCCACAAAAAACUAUAGAAAAAAUCAAUCAAAUUUCUGCAAUUGAAUCCACAUCUUUGUCUACACAAAUUCAAUCAGAAAAAAAUUCAUUACCAACAUCACUACUGUUAAGAGAUCAAUCGGAUUCACAAGGUGAAGAAGAAGAAGAAGAAGUUUCAGAAUCACUUCACAAUUCACAACAAUCACAUCCUUUAGCUAUGGGGAAUUAUCACUGGACCGAAGUGACUACAUUUGCUUCAUCUAUAAAUUUAACAACACGUGGACGAAGUGCAUUAAGUAUGGCUAAUCUAUGCAUUGACAGAGAUGGUUCAGAUCUUGAUAAAGCAAGUGAUAUUGAACAAAAUGGUCUAAGUGCAUUACGUCGAUCACAUCUACUUACAUCUGUGAGUGCUUAUGCAUCAGAUGCAGAUAAUACAGAAGAUGAUCAUCAUUCUAUAUGCAGUCAACGUAGUGGUACUGCACGUUCUAUGUCAACUAUAUGUCGUCAUGGUCAUAGACAACAUCAUCAUCAUCAUCAUUAUCGUCAUGUUCAUAAUCAUAAUAAUCGUCAUCAUCAUCAGCAUCAUCAAAAUCGUGCUCGUUGUCUUUCAGCAAUAGAUCCUUACAUUAUUUAUAAUCAAAAUGUUGAUGAACCAAAUAAUCAAAAUUCUAUCACAAAUCAUAAACAAGAUUCUUGCCAAACAGAUAAUCAAGUUAAUGAUCAUGGUACACAUUGGAAAUCACAAACAUUUCGUCGUCUUAUAAUGCAUAACAAUCAAUCAUUAACACUAAAUUCAAAUAGAAUUGUUGACCCUAAUUGA